This is a messenger RNA of Anopheles aquasalis, 7567 nucleotides long. RefSeq lists its product as uncharacterized. Lineage: Eukaryota; Metazoa; Arthropoda; Insecta; Diptera; Culicidae. The record is from RefSeq and is a predicted model, not a curated record. Gene Ontology annotation, biological process: positive regulation of hippo signaling. Gene Ontology annotation, cellular component: cytoskeleton; cytoplasmic side of apical plasma membrane. Gene Ontology annotation, molecular function: protein binding.
CUAGUCCGGGAACAUUAUUGCUGUGUUACGCGUGAGGCGCUAGCGGAUCGUCGUGCGUGCUAAAACAGGUGAUCGUUAAAGUGUUUUGUGUGCGCUGGUUCGGACUACACGCUACGCGAUAAGGCUCCUGGCUAGUGUGGAGCGUGGCGCUACCGCCUUCACAACAGCAUGGCCUUGGGUCGCGGUGCCGGAUCGAAAAUCGGAAAGUUGAGGUCACCAGCGUGUUAAGGCGCUGGGCGCAAGCGGGCCGAGCGGAGCGAAGUGUUAAUUACGAAAAAAAACCCGGGCGCACAAAAAAUGGGUCCGUGAGAGUGUAUGUGCGCGCGCGUGUCGGUGUCGGUGUAAGUGUGCGCAGAGAAUAAGAGGGAGGAAAGAAAUAUAAAAAGAAAUAAAAGCAAAGAUGAACGAGAGCGAUCGGAAGUAGUUCAUUUUGCGUUUCCUUUCCUUUCUGCGCCAAUCAUCCUUGUUCACGUCGGUCCGAUUCCGGCCAUCAUUCAAAAAGCGGGGGAGCGCGGUCAGCUUCCACGCCUACGCCUCCGCCUCCUGCACCGAUCAGCCAAACGUCAAGAAUCGUCAGUCAAACCAGCAGCGCAACUCGCUCGCAUCAGCAACGCAUCGAUUAUCGUUGGCGUGCGGCGACCGCGAGGAUACAGCAACGCUGCCACCGCGCUGGAAACGGAGGAUAUUAUGCCGGCUUCGAAGAAAGCACACUCAAAAUUCGCCGUUUUUGCAACAUCCAUCAUCAUCAUCGUCUUCGUUGUAGUCAGCAGAGCCGAAGAGUGCCGCAGUUAUUCCCGAUUCCUACCAGUACCCAAUCGUCACCCCUAUUAGCCAGUCAGCAGACACAGUAGCGGAGUAAUAGGAGGGAGCAGAGGAACAUUCCGGACUCAUCGCCAGUGCAGUCUGGUCUGGUGUUUGAAUCGCUUACUUCUGGCAAUGCGAAGCUAGGGAACAAAUUACAACCGACCCAUCCCCCCCCCCCCCCCCCCGUCGCCUGUGAAACGUGCGGAAGAUGUUGGCCAAAAUCAUCUCAAGCAUCAAUCCGAAUCGAACGACAAUGCCAGAAACGAAGCCGGCAGCAAGCCGAUGCCUAAGCAGCAAGGAGUCCGCGGACGAGGGCGUCCAGGCAAUGGUGCAACUAGUACCAGCAGCAACAGCAACAGCAACAACAACUUUGGCGCCACCAACAUACGGUGCCUACACGAACAAUACUUUACCGCGGGGGCCUUAUCUUCAGUAUAAGUAUAACAGCAACAUUUGUAGUGUUCCGUGCAACCAGGACAAUAACGAACACCAACAACCGCACCAGAACCAACAGCACCAACAGCAGCUGCAACCGGGACAUCACCAGCAGCAGGUAGCAGCAACAUCAAACCAUCAUCAUCCGAUAAGAGAGCAACAGCACCAGCAGCAGCAACAUCAUCAUCAUCAUCAGCUUCAUCAGCUUCUGCAACAACAGCAACAGUAUCAUCAAAAAUCACAAAAACAACAGCAGCAACCGCGACAGCCGUUGCGUAGUAGCGACGUGCUAGAGAUGAAUGCAGGCGCUCAGAUGGGCACUAGCGAGACCACCCUACCCACCACGUCGUACCACACUCAUCGGAAGUACCAGCAGCAACAACAGCAGCUGCUCUCUCACCACCACUACGAUCAACAACACUAUGGGCGGCCACUACCGGUGGAAAUCCGCGAUGGGGGGCUGCCGAUGAACGAGAACAAUCCAAAUCAUGCUCGUAAGCAACAGCGUUACACUCAGCAGCAACCGCAACAGCAAGAACAUUAUCAGCCAUCAGUAUGGCAAGUGACUGAGAGUGGUGGUGCCAGUGAUACCGUCAGCACUUGCCAGAAUGACGAAGAAGAACCGCACCAAUCGCGAAUCGUGGAACAACAGCAGCAGCAGCAGCAAAGCAGAAGUGAUACUUUCAGUGACAUGCGCCACAUGCUUCGAGCAAACAAUCUAAUCGCCAUCCACCCACAAAGCCAACGAUCAACUGUACCAUCAAAGCCCCACUAUCAACCUGUACCGUCCGGUGCUUACACCGAGCCUCCGCGAACACCAACACCGACCAAUGGGAGCGCGGUGUCGCUGACCAACGUGGUUGCGCUGAGGCGACCAAGCGAAAGCGAGGGCUGGGCCCUCCUCUGCCAGUCGGUGCAAGCACUCCAGGAUCUCUUCCUUGGUGAUGCACCAUCGAUCGCGAAGGUGCAACCACUAAUCACUCCGACAAGCCUGCAACUCAGCUCGCGGGGUCGUGUCGUCUUCAGCAUCUUCCCUGCAUAUCACGCACCUUCGUCGUCUUCCGGAACAGACCAGAAUGUGGCAGAAGAGCUACUGCAAUAUCUUUCUCCAGAGUAUCAUAACUCACGCAGCAAACACCUACAAUUCAAUGAGUCCGACGUAGAGAAGAUGUGGAUUUACUCACUCGGCAUCACUUUGCAACGGACAAUAUCGUCUUUCGCCGUCAAUCACCUGGCAAACGGUGAUGCAGCAGAACUCCAUGGCAGCAAUGCAACAGCGACCCAGUGUGGUACUUGGGCAGGGUCGCCAGGUGCUACAGGCGGUGGAGAUGAGCUGACACCCCUCGACCAUGUAGUGCUAGUCAUGUGCGAGGCGAACCUGUACCAGCGGGCAAGCCUGAUGUUUUUGCUCGAUAUCAUAUCGGAUUACUGUAAAAACCAUAAUCUACACAAACCAUUCUCGCAUAUGUUAAUCGAUCUGUUCCGCGAGGUAGUGUCGAAUGCAAAGCAUCACCCGGUUGAGACAGCCGCUGCAAUCACGAACCAUCCUCGACCGCAGCAAGAAUACACGAUCAAACGGUCAAUUGAAUCAAUCGAGGAACCCAAAAGUGAUACAGACUCCGGGAGGUCGUCUGACCACGGAGAACCUUUAGAGGUACACCGCAGGAAGGAAACUUUGAAAGAUAGGCCUUACGGGCCAAUCAUUCAGUCAGAUGAUGACGGUAAAGAAAAGAUAAAGAAGAACGAUGACCCACUGGCCAGCAGUGGCAGUCUGAAGGUAAAAAGACUGCUACAUACUCAGACAACGACAAUGGUACAGAUCUGUGGCUCUAAUGAGCAGCAACAGCGGUUCUCCUCACUGCCUCGAUCAACUGAUCGGGAGUACGAGCUGGCCAGCUCGGAGACGGCGCCUCAGCGGAAUUACAAUACUAUCGGAUAUGUGAAGAGCGGGCGAAUAAGCCGGACAGCUGCCAGCGAUGGGACCAGUGUCAUCGUUCGAAGACGCCAGAAUGCCGAGUUGACUCUAGCGGCCCGAAGGCGCAACGAUUUGCGCCGCAAUACCAUCGACGUCACAACAGUCGAGGUAAAGAUGGCCGAAGUGGCGGCAGCCAAAGAGCGAGCCCAAACACAACACCACCAACAGCAACCACCGCACCAGCAGACUCGGCCACUGCUACCAUCACAUUCAGUUGCGCAGCUACCAAGCCUGAUUCCUUCGACACCGAUCGGUGUUCCGCUCGCCCAAGCCGCUUUCAAUGCAACCUCUAUGCCCAAUAUUGGUGCACCGUUAGUUGUACCCAUUGUCACGCAGGCAAUCGACCAAAUGCGCGAUGAGCAGGCACUCAUGGCUCGCAUCGACGAAGAAGCACUUGCUGCCUCUUCACAAGGGCCAGAGUUUAUCCGCAACUCCACUUCCCAGCCGAAAUCACUCGAUAUCACCGAUGCAAAAACGCAGCACCGUCGCAUCGUCACCAUUCUCCUGCUAAACGGUACCAAAGUGAAUAUCACCUGUAAUCCGACCACCACCCUUGCGAAUCACAUUUUUGAUGCUAUCCUGCGACUGGAGCAUCUAACCGAAAACUUCUUCCUGGGGCUGUGCGCCCUCAUCGGGGGUGAUUUUGUAUUUUUGCCACCCGAUUUGAAGAUCUACAAGGUGGCUCCACAGAUUUGGGUCAACACUUCGAAGAAAGCAAGCCCGCUGGAAUUGGAUAAUUUAGUGUUUAUGUUGUACAUCAGGAUCAAGUUCUUCCUACCUACGCUACGAGGUGUCAGUUGUAUCGAGUCUCGCCAUCUAUUGUAUCUUCAGCUACGUAAAAGUAUUCUUGAACGACAGAUCCUGUGCACCGAAGACGACCUAAUCACGCUGGGUGGUUUGGCGCUACAGGCUGAAGUAGGAAACUUCCGGGAUAAUAUGAAAUACUCAGAGUAUUUCACCAUCUCACACUACCUACCCGAAGAGGUAUAUCGUAAGAAGAAGGAGCUGGCACGAUACUUGCGCAACUCACAUUACUGCAAGCGCGGUUUACAUCAACGCGAGGCUGAGCAUAAUUUCAUCCGCUACGUUCAGGAACUGAAAGAAUACGGGUUACAUCUGUACAGUGCAUCCUGGGCCACCGGUGACGGGCUCACUCUAGACGUAUAUGUUACCAUCUCGCUCGCCGGCGUCGCAAUUUUCGAGCGCAACUUACGCUACCAACCGCGUUCCACCACGGACCAUCAGCAACAAGAAUGUCGGAACGGCAAGAACAGCUUCCUACGCCACCUUUACGCCUUUUUCGAUUGGCUCGAGAUUGAAAACAUCUGCUUCUCAAAGCACGCUUUUUGCGUAGUCGUACGACGAAGCGAAUCGUUCGGCUCCAAAAGUGAGAAAAAUUUGGUGAAAUAUAAGCUACGCAUGGACGGUCGCAAGAGCUUCUUUGCAUUCAACCUUGCCUCAGAGCAUCACAAGUUCUACAUGAAGCUCCGCAACUCCUUCAUAUCAAUCAAGACCCUAUCGAACGAACUAAAUGUACCGAUUGAGUCCGUUGCAUCAAGCAGUACGCACGUUGACCGGUCUCCAGAGUAUCCCAAUGGCACUAGAAAGCAGGUGGUGUAUGAGCUCACCAGCGAUGACGUUGGCGUGCCUGGAGUAUCAACCGCACUGCCAUCUGGUCUAGAUGCGAAAAACAUUGAUAAGAUCGAUAAACCGUUUAAAACGACCGGUUUGCGGGUGCGUAAUCUCAAGAAGUCAAUGCUGAACGACAAUCGGUUAGCACGAUUGCGUCAGCGCUUUCUGCUCAAACGAUCCAAAUCGACAAUCGAGGCUGGCUGUAACAAAGUUAUCACUAAAACCGGUAGCAUCUCGGCUCUCAACGUCACCGUUGAGAUUACGAAUCAGCAGAACCAGAAUAAGGAGAACGAAAACCCAUUUCUGGGACGGGCAAGAAUUAGCGGAUCUGGCGAUAGUGCGGACAUUGAAGAAGGCCUUCUGUCAACAACUACACAUCAACCGAACUCACAAUACGCCUAUAGUAUUGGCGAAAUUGCGAGUGAGUCAUCACCGUCCUCGCACCAUAGCAUCAACCGGAACAAGGUGAAAAUGGGCACAAAGGUUUUCUCGGCGCCAUUCCUGAAUAAAUCGUUCGACAACCUGUGUUUUCCGGAAACACAACAUGGGAUGCAAGUGGCCAAACCCUUAGCCGGUUCCCUGUCCUACCAAAGCUUGGUCAGUCGGCGUACUAAGGACAACGACGACAAAGAAUAUGUCGAACAUGAGGCGAUGCAUAAGCAACAGCGUUUGUAUAACGGAUUGAUGGUCGGAACAACUCCGCCAUCAGAUUUACCAAACCGUGCACUUAUUGAAAGCAACGUGGAUGAUGUGAUCUCCGUCAAAAGCAGCAUGGGAUCGGUGUACUUCACGGAGAAAAUCGAAGAUCAGUCAUUGAGGGACACCGAUAAUAUCACUCAGAACACGCUAUCGCCCAAGGCAUGCGUCAUUCAAUCGAGCAUUCGCAGCGAUAGUUGCCAUUUCGAGCUACCAAUGGUGGACGAAACAGUCUCAGACACAUUGCUUGAGAAGUUCAAUAACAUUAGCAACUGCAGCAGCGAUACGGUUAACGAUCGCAUACUCGCUACCGUGCUGGUAAUCAAAGAUGCUGUAGUCGAUGACAGUGAACAGUCGUCGACGGCUGCACUUCUCCGCCCCUUCGUCUCACAUUGCCAGAAAUCGUGGGCCACUUCCCAGCAGCAAAACACUGUUUCUAUCCCAAUGUCGACGGUAAGGCAAGUAUUUGCAAACGACCGGUCCCCGUAUGUGACAACACGUAUGGAACCAAGUACGACACGAUACACGCUCGGGAUUAGCAUCGUGCAGGGAAACGAUAAUAACGUAUACGUCAAGGACCUGGUACCGAACGGACCAGGCGCACGGAGUGGCGUACGACUUGGUGAUCAAAUCAUCGCGGUCGAUGGAAAAUCUUUGCUCAACCGGCCAUAUGCCGAAUCACUGAGCAUCCUACAGCACACCGGCCGUACAGUGGAGCUUGUCCUCUCGCAGAUAUUCAUUCGGCAAACGAUCCAGCUGCGCCCCACAGUUACGAAAUCGAACAGCUUAUACAUUAAGGACAACACGCGAUCGCCUAAUACUACCAACCCAACCACCGGCGACCAAUCGGAGAUAAAUCGUAGAAUAACUAACAUACUAACAUUAACACCACCAGCACCACCAAAGUACAGUGCGAGCUGUCUCGAUGAAAUCGACAAUCAUUUUCACAACAUCCGACAGUACUGCCAGCAGCAAGACCUAAUAGAUGGUCAGUGCAAUAAGCACGAUCCGAGCAGUGGAGUACGUCACGCCAAAACCGUAGUGGACAUUCUGCGCAAUCGUAAUAGGCUGGCCUUAAUGAGCGAGUGUCAGAAUUCUCCGAAACUGCCGGUCGGUCUCAGUCCAUCAAAAAGCAUGCCUGAUCUGCCGAAGCUACUGCAUGCUAGCAACAAACCGAACCAACCGAACAAUUCUACUAGGGACAAACUAACUGGCCUGUUGGCAACAAAAACUCUUCCGUUCGGUGAUGGCACUGGUCGUCUGUUGGGUACAUCUACUGGACGCAAAUACACCGGACCAAUCCGAUACCCGGUUACACCGGCCAAAGAUACCUUCAAAACGGCCGGGCGUGCUCAGCUAUCCCUCUCGAACGCCUCUGAGGACGAGCAAGUGUUCAUCUAAUGCCGUAUGGGUGCGUGGCGUGCCGCUGUAUAGAUAUAUGUUCACGUGUGCAUCUCUAUCGUUAAAACUGCAUGAUUGUUCAUUUGCGUCUUCGUAACAUUUAUGUGUUUUUGUAGAAAUAUUGCAUACCAUGGGUAUGCGAGUUACAUAUAAACAUGUAUCUAGGCUAAAGCACGACUUAGACAAACGAAAAGUAAAACAGAACAAUAUCAUAGGAAAAAAUGUGAUCCAUUUGCAAUCAAAGAAGUUAUAGUGAUGAGAGACGUUGUUUCCAUGAAAAACUACAUUUACAAAUAGAUUUAAGAUAUUCAGGGUCAACAGAUAAGCAUAACUACACGCGAGCACGUACCGACGUUCGAACAUAGGAAACAUCCUUUUUUAGACGAUUCAUUAGCUGGACUAAUACAUUAGUCAAUUUAUAGCAGUGCGCGCGUAUAUGUACUUGUAUUUGAGUGUUUAUAAUGUUUCCUGCCUUUCUCGGUAUUGUAUGUUUGCAAUAGUUAUUCUUUCAUACGCUCAUAGUUGACUCAUCAAAACUGUAACUACCUCCCUUGAACGCUUCCAAUCACGAAGCGAAAAGGAUAUCAUAUGAUAUCAAUAGACAACAAUUUACCUGAUAAAUGA